GCAAAACCCAAAAGGGCUUUAUACAGAGGAGAACUGUAAUAAGAGGAGGAGAAAGAAUUAGUUCUGCUCAAUUGCUCUCAAGCUUUAAAUUUUCUAUCACCAUUGUUACUGUUACAUUUUCUCCUUUAUUUCCAUAUAAAGGCAACCGGCCGACCCCAUUGGCCUGGAGCUGUUUCUUUUCUUUUGUUUUUGGUUUUGUUGCAUUGUUCAGGAAAGUCCCGGGGAAAAUAGUUGGGUAAAUUGGGAAGGUCGAAGUGCCAACGAAAAUGGGGUUUUGAAAUUUGAUCCGUGGAAAAAGAGCAGAUUCUGGGUUUAUUUGAUCUUAUAUAUAUCUGCAUUGUGGAUGCACACAGUUGCUUGCCUCCACCGGUCAGGAUGGAAUGAGAACUACAAAACAGCUUCAACUGUCAAAUUUGUGAUGGAUCCACAGUAUGAUUCUCAUGUGAGUGAAAACGGGGAGUUGGGUGGUUUAAGUGAAGUUUGUAACGGCAGCAUUUCUGGCAGGAUAGAAGAUUUCAAUUGGAAUAACAUUUCUGAUGUCCUCCAAUCAAAGACUGGUCACCACGGAGAUGUCCAUGCUUCUAAGAUUACCGAGCUAAUGAAUUCGAGCAAUUUAGAGAAUGCUUCUAUGCACUCACUUUUUGGUGUUGUCAAUAAAAUUCUGAAUGAAAGCAUUGAGAGAAAUGGGGACAUAACUCAGCGCGUCGCAUCUGUGCUGAAAUUAGUCGUGCAAGAAAUUGAGCAUCGGGUUUCAAAACAUGCAGACAAUAUGAGGAAGGGUAUUAUGCAGCAAAGCAAUCUGUACAAGUCUCGUGAAGACAGGUACCAUACAAUGAUAAGAGCAUUAGAAUCUCUUGCAGCCGGAACCAGUGAAGAAAAUGAGAUUGUCAUGAACCAGCUUCAAAAGAUGAAGGCUGAGAAGACUAAAAUUGAGGAGGAGAAGAAGCUUGAGCAGCAGAAUCUAAUUAAAUUGAAGAAAGAAAAGGACUGCUGUGUGAGUCAAAUUCUGUCGCUUAAUGAAGAGCUCGCGCUAGCCAAAAAGUCGUAUGAGGAGGAUCUUUUUCAAUUGGAAGCUAAGGCUGAGGAUGCAAAAGAAAAGCUACAAAAUAAGAUUUUGGAACUCGAAUGCCUUCUAGCUGAUUCAAGUAAGAAGGUUAAAGAGCUCGAGGAAUUUUCAAACUCAAAAUUUUUGCGAUGGAAAAGAAAAGAACAGGGUUACAGGCACUUCAUUGAUUCUCAAUCUGGAUCCAUACAGGAACUAAGAUCAGCAUCUGAGUCCAUAAAGGAAGAGGUUUCAAAGAUCAAGGAUUCCUAUGCUGAAGAGUUUUAUCGUUUUGGUUUAAAUCUCAAAGGCUUGAUCGAUGCUGCACAAAGUUAUCAUAGCGUUCUUGAAGAAAAUCGGAAAUUAUAUAAUGAGGUCCAAGAUUUGAAAGGAAACAUAAGAGUUUAUUGUCGCAUUAGGCCAUUUCUCCCGGGACAAAAUAGAAAACAAACAACCAUACAGUGUAUUGGUGACAAUGGAGAAUUGGUUGUCAUAAACCCCUCAAAACCUGGAAAAGAUAGUCACCGUCUAUUCAAAUUCAACAAGGUCUUUAGUCCUGCAGCUACCCAAGAGGAUGUUUUCCGAGACACUCAGCCAUUGAUCAGGUCCAUCCUUGAUGGGUAUAAUGUCUGCAUAUUUGCUUAUGGACAAACUGGUUCAGGGAAAACUUACACAAUGACUGGACCGAAUGUGUCGUCUGUAGUGGACUGGGGAGUCAAUUAUAGAGCUCUGUAUGAUCUCUUCAACAUCUCCCAGACAAGACGUAGCUCGAUUGAAUACGAAAUUUGUGUCCAAAUGGUUGAAAUAUAUAACGAACAAGUAGAACUUCUCAUUGUAUUCUUUGACUUGCGCACACUUGGGAUUUGGAGUACCUCCCAACCAAAUGGUUUGGCUGUGCCUGAUGCUAGCUUGCAUCCUGUAAAAUCAACUAUCGAUGUGUUAGAGCUGAUGAAUGUUGGCUUAACGAAUCGAGCUGUCGGUGCCACUGCUCUGAAUGAAAGAAGUAGUCGGUCCCACAGUAUCCUUACUGUUCACGUCCGCGGAUUGGAUUUAGAAACAAGUGCUGUUUUACGUGGCUGUCUUCAUUUAGUUGAUCUGGCUGGUAGUGAAAGAGUCGACCGUUCUGAAGCAACAGGCGAUAGAUUGCGUGAAGCACAACAUAUAAACAAAUCUCUAUCGGCUUUGGGGGAUGUUAUUUUUGCUCUGGCUCAGAAAAGUACUCAUGUGCCGUACAGGAAUAGUAAAUUAACUCAAGUACUUCAGAGCUCUUUAGUUUUGAUUGAUCUGACAAUCUUGAGACCUCAUGCCUCUCUCCUGGCUUAUGUUGCAGGUGGCCAAGCAAAAACUCUAAUGUUUGUACAGCUCAAUCCUGAUGUAGAGUCCUUCUCAGAGACUAUAAGUACCUUAAAGUUUGCUGAGAGAGUUUCUGGUGUUGAAUUGGGUGCAGCUCGAAGUAACAAAGAGAGUAGGGGUGUCAGAGAACUUAUGGAACAGGUAGCUUCCCUAAAAGACGCCGUUGCCAAGAAGGAUGAAGAGAUCGAGCAGUUACAGUCACACAAAACAAACGGAAGCACUGAACGACUCGUUGAUCUGAAAUCAGCAGGGAAAGUCGCUUCUGACAGAGCAGCCUCUGAUCCAGACAACAGCUCCGAGUACAGUGACAAGCACUCUGAAGUUGGGUCCCAUCAGUCAAUGGAUGAGUUAAAGCACCACAAAGACUUCUUCCGGCAGUCGAGGCUUGCUGCUGUGGGUGGUGAGAAGUUUCCGGAAGACAAUGGUUUGAAGUUGGAAGUUGCUGGUCAAAAUGGUUGGAAUGAGGAUGUUGAGCUUUUGGGGUUGGGAGAUGGUGAUUUGGAUGACAGGCUGAGUGAUAUUUCAGAUGGAGUUCUUUCUAUGAGGACCGAAACAGACUGCUCGAUUAAUAGUAUUGUGGAGCACUCACUUUUCCCAGAGACGACCAAGCCACCUCCAGAGAUAAUCGAAAAGCCUAAUGUGCCAGCUAAAAUUCCAAGACCACCAAAGCUGGGUCCAGCGCUAACUUCCCGGCCAUCUCUUAGCAAAAGCACCUCUAAAAUUCCAAGCUCGAAAAAGGCCACACCCAGCAGCAGUUCAUCUGCACUUAAACCUCCCAAAAGGUGGCAGUAAUUUUACACUGUCACGGAGUUUGUCUGUAAAUUAGAGCAGCAGUGGGCAUCCAUGCGCUGGCUCGCUCUUUUAGGUAUUAGAUUAGAGGGUUUUGCUAGAAAUCCUUAUUUUGUGUUGUAAAAAUUUAGAUUAGACUCUGCUGGUAAUUCCUUAAAUGUCAUCCCCAGCUUAUGGAUGAAAUAUUGAAGAUAUGCAGACGGGUGUUGCAAAAAUGUACUGAGCCUGCAAUAUUUUAGCUUCAAUGCUAAUGUGCUCUAAUGUUCCAAAGUGCAGUUUGCUUUUGUUCUAAGCGCAUUAUAGUACUUGUAUGCUUUUAGCCGGAAUCUUAUUAGAAAUGGGAGCGUAUGGAUUAGUUCGAAUCAAUAUGGAAUUAUUAUUCCCCCACGCUCAUUCUUUAUUUUCUCCUUAUGUAGGGUGAAGAAAUU
Molecule: messenger RNA, 3612 nt
Organism: Striga asiatica
Lineage: Eukaryota; Viridiplantae; Streptophyta; Magnoliopsida; Lamiales; Orobanchaceae
Source: the annotation of a GenBank genome assembly